UCUUCAGCUCUCUGAGUAAGCUGAACGCACACAUCAGCUCCCAAAACUUUGCAGCUGCUCCCAGAACCGCUGCAUCCACACACCUGAAGCCAUGGCUGCCGUCCAGGCCUCCCUCUCCGUGUCUCAGUUCUCCGGCCUGAAGGCCCUUCCCCAGAAGGCCUCCAGCCUGAAGACCAAGACCAGCUUCGCUGUGUCCAAGGCUCGCACCACCUGCGCGAUUGACGCCGCGCCCGUGAUCUGCGGUGCCACAGCCCUGCUUCUGGCCGCCGGCCGCUUUGGCUUCAACGACUACCACAAGAACUCCCUGAAGCGGGCGGGUCUCCCCGUGCAGAACGGUGUGUCCCACGCCGCUGCCGGUAGCUCCGGUGCGGAGGAGGCCGAGCUUUUCACCAAGACCAACGACCCCGCUGGCUUCACCCUUGCUGACACCCUUGCAUGGGGCGCUCUUGGACACGCUUUCGGCUUCGCCCUUCUCGCCGUCGCUAACAACGGCUACCAGUGGGGGCUUUAAAUGAUAGUACUUGUGGAUCCGCAUCUUACGUAAAUGGAUGUGUACAUUCCCUAAAUUGAAAACGUUUUUCUGGUUCUCUUUUUUUGCCAUAUAAAUGGCUAUCAGCAGUUCUUGGUGACGUUGAUGAUCGAUGCCUCGAUUCACCAGUGGUGCUGAAAGGGGUUUGGUGAAAGGGGUUUGGUGCUGGUAAUGAGAAGGGUGUGCGAGUUGGUGUGGACUCAGAUCUUCCCACUUACAAUCGCCGGAGGGUCGCCCAGAUGCGGUUUCUCCUCACGUAGGUCAAGCUGGACUAGGGGGAGCAAUGUGCGUUGCAUUUUAGAGGACUGAUUAUUACCCUAGUAGCAAGGGUGUGACCUGUAUGUACAUUAGAACUAUCUUAGCAAGCAGAUUGUUGGGCUGAGAAAAGCCCUUGGGAUCUUUUCUG
Closterium sp. NIES-67 is the source of this 935-nucleotide messenger RNA. Lineage: Eukaryota; Viridiplantae; Streptophyta; Zygnematophyceae; Desmidiales; Closteriaceae. The record is from the annotation of a GenBank genome assembly.